AUGAAAGAACAUCAGCAAGAUCUUCGCAAAGAAGUUGCUGAUCAUGGGAGGCGAGAAUCUCAACUUUAUCAGGCAGGAGACCUUGUCCUGAUCACUAAUAAUGCCGAGAGUCAACCCUCCAAGGGGUUUUCGAAGAAGUUCGCACCUCGCCGUAUAGGACCAUUUAAAAUCAAGCGAGUAUUAUCUGCUACCACCUAUGAGGUAGAAGACAAUGAAGGUCGAAUUCGUGGUAAAUACUACAAUAGUUUGAUAACACUUUAUGGUGGAGAAUCGCAAGCAAUCACUGCGAAAAUAAGAGGAAGCCCCAAGUAA
Messenger RNA from Parnassius apollo (apollo), 312 nucleotides. NCBI's taxonomy places the organism in Eukaryota, Metazoa, Arthropoda, Insecta, Lepidoptera, Papilionidae. The record is from the annotation of a GenBank genome assembly.